Molecule: messenger RNA, 1200 nt
Organism: Rhagoletis zephyria (snowberry fruit fly)
Lineage: Eukaryota; Metazoa; Arthropoda; Insecta; Diptera; Tephritidae
Cellular component (GO): mitochondrion
Molecular function (GO): structural constituent of ribosome
Source: RefSeq, a predicted model, not a curated record
AUAUUUUAUUGGUAUCUCGCAUCCCUACCUAGCGGUGUGUACAGUAGUUUUAUUUUUAAUUUUAAUAAACAAUUGAUUGCACUCGUUUCUGCUAUACGAUAAUAUUGGACAUUGAACAAAAGGCAAGACCGCAAAAAAAUCCGAAAACGCUCUAAACUUCAGCCAUAUCAGCCAAUUCCAAGAAAAAAAUUGAAGAAAGUCACAUUCGCUUUAAUAUUUUGAGCACAGCCUGAACACCUCGAAAUGGGUUUUAGAGCCAGUAAAAGGCGUUUUAUAGGUAAACCACUUAGAAUUGUUUUGAGGAGUCUUAAGGAUAAUGGGGUUGGCCAUUUGAUAAUAAGAGGUUCAGAGAAGCAGGUCGAAGGCGAACCGACUUACUACCGCAUUUUGGAAGCCGAUUUGACACCAAUAAUAACAAAAAAGAAAAAGGUUACUAUUUCAGUGAAAGCACAAAAAGUUUUUCGUGGUGUAAUUCUACCUGAGUCUAAGGAUUUGCGUUAUAUAUCAUAUUAUCCAGAUUUUACGGUAGUAAGAAAAGAGGACGAACAUAAAUACUUGGAUAAUACUGCGAGCGCAGCUGAAAAAAAUUUGAUCCUUUCCAAUUCUCAGCAUUGGGAAAGUGAAGAAGAGGACAUGGAAGAGGAUGAUGAAGAUGAAAGCCGCUCUAAAGAUGCAGAAAAACUUAAUUCUAAAGAAGUUAGUCACAAAAGAAAUGUUGACAAAGAAAAAAGAAUAAGCAGGGAUUAUUCGCAAAGUAAGAGACGGCAAAGAAAUUAUGUGAGAUCUCAAUCAGAUCGGGCCAAAAUAAGAAAGAAUUGCAAGGAAGAAAAGUUUGGUAAUUUUAAGGACGAUCAAAUGCAAAGAAUUAAUAAUAUGAUAGAAAAGGGCAUGAAUGCUGACACGGCCAAACAAAUAGAAUGGGAGAGGGAGUUGGCUAUCAGAACAAAGAGGUAAGGUCCUGAUAAAUGGCCCCAGUCUGUCGACCAAUAAAUCGACGAGUAUUAUGUUCAUAAAUACAUACGUAUAUUGCGCCAUGGUUUGCAUCAUGUUUCAACGCAGAAACUUUUCUUUAAUUUAAAUGUUAUUUUCAAUUGUGUAUAUCGGAGCUCUUUAGAAUAAGCAGUACCUAUAAUUGUAAUAUCUAUAACCAUUUAUAUUAAAUAAUGGGUUCCGUAUGAAAGUUCGCAAAGCUCGAAAUUA